Molecule: messenger RNA, 1076 nt
Organism: Branchiostoma belcheri (Belcher's lancelet)
Lineage: Eukaryota; Metazoa; Chordata; Leptocardii; Amphioxiformes; Branchiostomatidae
Exons: 3
Coding region: 1-630 (209 amino acids)
Source: RefSeq, a predicted model, not a curated record
AUGACGUCACUUCCUGACGUCAUGACGUCCUGUGCACCGUGGCGGUCGCCCAUGUCGUUCCCAGAGAAGGUAGUGGCAGCUGGUAUCGCCGUACACGCCAGGGUGGUGGACAAACUCAAAGGCACCGGCUGGCGCGCGGCCCGCUCCUGGCCCCGUGUUUACCGAGCCGUACUGCAGGUUCACUGUGUGUUCAAGGGCGGCCCGCUGCCAGCCAACCUCACUGUGGGCUUGAUGGGGCAACUGGACGCAUGUCACGCCGACAAUAGAGUCGAGAUCGGUGAAGACUACAUCCUCUUACUAAAGCGGGGAGAUGACAUGUACCUCCCAGACAUGUACCUCCCAGACGAGGUGGACCACCGUGACUCUGCGGCCUUUCCCGCCGACCAGGACCAUUUGGACCAGGUCAGCCGAACCUGUGACCUCGGCGACUUCACGUCCCCCGCCAACACUAGCGCACAGCUCGGGGUGUUCUGUAAGCUGGGAUGGGGCCGGGGAGGACUGUUUGGGGGCCGCUGCAGCUGGCUCAGUCAACAGAGGGUCCUUUGGGCUCACCACGUGGUUGCUGGUGUUUGCUUGUUGUGUGUUAUGUGUUAUGUGUGUGUUUUUUGUGUGUGUUUCAAAAGUAUGUAAACCAGAUGAGGGUUCAGAGUCACAGGACCGGGGCAGUUCUGAACCCACUAUUUACUACAACCCACUUUAACCCUUGGAACCCAAUUGAACCUUAUUUAACCCAUUUUGACCGGGUUGGCAGGUUUUGAACCCAAAGAUUUUCACAGAGGCAGUGAAGUUGUGUGUGAAAGUUAUAUAGAAAAGUGGAGUAGACAUAAUACAUUGUAGUCUCUAACUUAGAUUGACUUUGUACAACAGUCCCAAUUUCAAAGACGUGCUUUUAAUAGAGUCCAAACAUGUUUUUGAAACUGGGAAUGACUAUUGUACAGGUGUCUAUGCCACUGGGUAGUCUUACCUUUUGUAUACAUGUACAUGUAUAUCUAAAUUUUCAGUUUUAAAAGUCAUAACACACUACCAAACAACAUAAUUACAGAAAACCAAUCGAAUUUUAAGACCACAUUAAAUGA